GCCCAGAUUUCAGCAGCAGGGGAAGAAGGUAGAGGCCGUGUCGAGUUUCCUACCUAAAUCUCUUCUCUCUCACACACAGACACAGACAGGACAAGAUAAGGGAACACACAGGGUGAGACCUCGCGCAGAACCCGGCUGUUCAUCUCCACCUGAGGAAUGAAAACGACGGAUUAACAGCAGGACUCACACGCGGAGGGAGGAAGGAGCACUGCCUCAGGUGCUGCGGUGAACUGGUGUUUUUUGCCUGUCUGCCCACGUCUCUGCUCCUCUCUGUCUGAUGGCUCUCAUCACUGGGAUAGUAUUCCUAAUACUGGCCUCUGGAGUGUAUGCACAAGGCCGAUUAAAGCUGACUGUUCUAUCAGAAGACCGGCUGCAGAUGAAGUGGAAGGAGGCUGAGGGGGCGGUGCAGGGCUACAGGGUCAGAGUGCGGUCAAUCUCAGUGCCCCAGCCGGAGAUGAUGCUGACCACCACACGGGGCAAGGCAACAGUAGUGGGGCUGGACUCCAGACAGGAAUACCUGCUGCAGGUGCUGGUUCUGAACGGAACAGGAGAGAAGCUCAUCGCCAAGAGACGCUUCACAAUCAGCGGGCUGCGGGAGGAGGAACUGGUGAGGAAUGGAAACCGUGAGCAGAAGAAGAAAGUGCUGGCAGUGGGCUCGGGCUCUGGAGAGAUGGACGAUGUAACAGAGGCUCUGGAAUCAAUGCCCACUGUGCUCUAUCAGGAGCCCACCACCACAGAGCCCCCUACAGUAUCUGACCAAGAAGAGCAGGAGGUUGAAAAGAGCAGCAGAGAUAAGAAAAAGAAAAAGAAAGAAAAGAGCCUUACAAAGCUGGAGGAAAAGGAUGAGCAGGUUGAAAGCAGAGAGCUGCCUGCAGAAGAGGAGGACAAAGUAAGAAAAAGCAUGCCCACCCAGCCUGGUACAGCUGGUGCCUCGCGGAAGCCGUUUGAGUGCAGGGCUGGAGUGCAGGCUGAUCUUGUCCUGCUGGUGGACGGCUCUUGGAGCAUCGGGCGCACAAACUUCAGAAAAGUACGAGAGUUUCUGGAGGGGCUGGUCAUGCCCUUCUUUAUCGGCCCAGAUGCAGUACAAAUCGCUCUGUCACAGUACAGUGGAGACCCUCGCACUGAAUGGCAGCUCAACAACUUCACUACCAGAGAGCAGCUCCUGGAUGCUGUUCGAAACUUCAGAUACAAAGGAGGGAACACCUUCACAGGUCAGGCUCUAAUUCAUGUUCUGGAGGAGAAUCUAAAUGAGGAAUCAGGAGCUCGGUCAGAUGUUCCUCGUUUUGUGCUGCUUUUAACUGAUGGAAAAUCUCAGGAUGAUGCCGUUACUGCAGCGACCAGGCUGAAGAGUGAAGGAGUGGAAAUCAUCGCUGUGGGUGUGAAGAAUGCAGAUGAGGCUGAGUUGAGACAGGUGGCGUCUGAGCCUCUAGAGCUGAAUGUAUACAAUGUGAAUGAUUUCCCGCUGCUCAGUAAGCUGGUGAGCCGAUUAGUGCGCAUUCUAUGUGGGAAGAUAGAAGACCGCAGUAAAACAAAGAGAAUGGAGCGUCCCACAGAGGACCCUGUUCUGUCGUACCCCAGCCCCACCGAGCUGCAGUACUCUGAACUGGGCUCUAAAGAGGUGCGUGUGAGCUGGACGGGGCCCAGCCGGACUGUGCAGCAGUACAGGGUGGUGUUCCACAGCAGUGAGGGACAGAGCCCACAGGAGGUGGUGGUGAAUGGGUCUGUCUCCACAGUGAUGCUGACGGGACUGUCCUCCCAGACACAGUACCACCUGUCAAUCUUCCCUGUGUACGAGCACAACGUCGGCUCUCCACUUCGAGGCAUCUUCACCACACUGCCACUGGCCAUGCCGCACUCUCUAGAGGUCACUGCAUCCUCUCCCACUACUCUGCGGGUGCACUGGAGGCCGGCUCCUGGAGCUACUCAGUACAUGGCGCUGUAUUCUGCCCUCACGGAUGGGGAGCCUGAUGAUGCUCGAGAGGUGAAAUUUGGGGCAGAUGAGACGGAUGUGGAGCUGCAGGAUCUGAUGCCCUCCACAGAUUACUCAGUCACGCUGUACGCUCUGUACGAUGAGGAGCCUAGUGAUCCCAUCACAGCCGUCGCUUCCACGUUCCCUCUGCCCUCUCCUCUUAGUCUGCAGUUUCCUAUGGUCAGUCACAGCACCCUGAGAGUCACCUGGGUGCCAGGUGCAGUCAGUGUUCCUGCUCAUCGCAUCACUUACAGCACCAAUCAUGGCAGUGAUGUUAAACAGGUGGAGGUAACCGGUGUGAACACAGUCUUACUGCAGAAUCUGGCCUCUCUAUCCAGGUAUCUGGUAUCUGUACAAUCUCACUAUGACAAAGGCUUGUCCACCCCACUCACCGCCAACGUCACCACAUUGAGGGUUCCUGCUCCUUCUGAGCUCAGGGUCACUAAUUACUCCGAGAGCUCUCUGACGGUGCGCUGGGAGGCAGCUGCAGAUGACGUGACCUCAUACCUUAUUAAAUGGAUCUCUCUCAGCGGAGGAGACCUGAGGCAGCUGAAGGUGGAUGGUGAAAGCGAGGGAGCCAUAUUGGAAGAGGUUGAGGACGACAAGGAGUAUCAGAUCUCACUGUCUGCAUUGUACGCAGAUGGAGCACAGAGCGAUGCUGUGGCUAUACGCUACAGCACAUUGUCCGGGGGAGGCCCCAGCUCCAUGUCCAUCUCUGAGGAGACAGCGGUCAGCAUGUUGGUCAGCUGGGUCCCACCUAACGCCCACGUGCUGCGGUACCAUGUAUCUUACACACCUUUAACUGGAGCAGAGGCCAGAGAAAACACAGUGUCAUUGCCAGGCAGUGAACAGCGAGUUCUGCUGCAGUCCCUGCAGCCUGACACUCGCUACAGUGUGCUGGUUACUGCUGAAUACCGCAACAGAGAGGGAGGCAGUGCCUCAGCACAGGCCAAAACCACCAGUCUGCGUGUGAGCAGUGUGAGCGUGGUGCGCUCUGACCACUCCAGUGUCUGCGUGUCCUGGAGGCCAGUAGUUGCAGUUACAGCAUACCGCAUUGUCAUCCAGGCCCUCAGAGAUAAACACACAAAGGAGGACACAGUAGACGCCACCAGCAACAGCCACUGUUUCUCUGAGCUGCAGCCGGAGACUGUGUAUCGCAUCAGUGUGCACUCCCGCCUGGGGACAGUAGAGAGCGCUGCCGUCACUAUUCUCCAUCCCACAGCUGUGGCACCAGUCAGAAUACAACUUCCUCCUAAGCUGCAUCCCAUACAGAAUGAAAUGUGUCCUGAAACCACCAUUAGGAAUAAUGUAAUUAAAGGUUUUAAUAUGAUGGAGGCGUUUGGUCUGACUCAGAGGGCUCAUUCCACCGUUGAGGGCGUGGCAGCAGAACCUUUCAUCUUCAGCUCUCUACCCAGCUACACCCUCUACAGAGACACACAGCUUACCCAGAGCACAGCUUUUAUUCACCCAGCUGGCUUUGCUCCGGAACACACCAUCAGUAUGGCCUUCCGUCUGCUACAGGACUCACCCAGGGAACCCUUCGCCCUCUGGCAGCUCACCGACAACGACUUCCAGCCCAAGAUGGGGGUGGUGCUGGACCCUGAGAGAAAAGUGCUGCUGUACUUCAGUCUGGACUACAGAGGAGAGGUGCAGGAGCUGACCUUUGACCAGCCACAAGUUCACACUCUCUUCUACGGCAGCUUCCACAAGAUUCACCUGUCAGUCAGUCAAGUGGGUGUGUCCUUGUCUGUGGACUGUCAGCGGGUUGGAGAGAGACCCGCCCGUCCUCUGGGAACUUUACCUACAGAUGGCUUUGAGAUGCUGGGUAAACUAGUGAGGACCCGAGGGCCCCGCAGCGGAUCUGCUGCUUUCCAGCUUCAGUCGUUUGAGAUAGUGUGCAACACUACCUGGGCCUCUGAGGACACGUGCUGUGAUCUGCCUGCUCAGAGAGAUGAGGAGAGUUGCCCUGCUCCUGCGUAUGCCUGUACCUGCACCUCUGACAUCCCUGGAGCACCUGGAGAUACUGGCCCUCCUGGGAAACCUGGUCCUCGUGGAGAGAAAGGGGAGAAAGGAGAGGAUGGACAGAAGGGUGAAAUGGGACCCCCAGGCAAGGCAGGGCCUGAGGGGGGCUUUGGCUCUAUGGGUUCCAUUGGCCCUCGAGGCAUUACAGUAAUGGGGAAAAUGGGGCCUCCAGGGAUUAGGGGAGAGAAAGGAGAUAUGGGAAGGCCUGGAAACCAGGGGUUGCCAGGACCACCUGGUCCUAAGGGUGCUGAGGGAAAUGCAGGACCUAAGGGGACCAGAGGUAUGGAGGGGAAUAUGGGACCACCAGGGACUACAGGGCCACGAGGUUUCCAGGGAAUGCCUGGCCACCCAGGGCCAGCCGGAGAGAGGGGGCCACUUGGAUCUGUCGGGCCGACAGGGCUUCCUGGAAGUAAAGGAGAGAGAGGAGAGAAGGGAGAGCCACAGUCUCUUGCCAUCAUUUACCAGCUCGUCACACAGGCCUGUGAGAAGCUAGUGCACAAUGAAGUGCUAAAGAUAGACGCCUUCCUAAAUGAGAUCAGUCGGAACCCCGUGCCCAUCCAGGAGCCAGUCGGGCCUCCAGGUGAGCCUGGAAUCCCAGGAGGGAAAGGACCCCCUGGGCCCAGAGGCCCACCGGGACGGCAGGGAGACCGAGGAGAAUCAGGAAAACCAGGAUACCCUGGCGAGCAGGGAAGAAGAGGUGCAUCUGGAGCUAAAGGAGCUCCAGGGAUUAACGUUCAAGGUCCACAAGGAUCAAAGGGUUUUGCAGGACCCCCUGGAGAAGCAAAGGUAGGGAUGCAAGGGCCUAGAGGUGACGAUGGUAAUCAAGGUGCUCCUGGUCUUCCUGGGCUGGUGGGUCAGCCAGGUGAGAUGGGGCCCCCUGGAGCGUGUGACAGUAGUGGCUGCCAUCGAGGAGACCCUCUAGCAGAGGAUCCAUACUUCGGAUACCAGCCUUGAUUGGAAUAACAUUGAGAGAACUGUUUUGCCGAUCAGUUAAACACUGAGUCCUGAAUCCUGAGUGCUUGCUCUCUCCCAGAAGAAGUAAAAGGGGCACUACUGGGUGGAAUAGAGGAAAAAUGGGCUGGCAUGCAAAGGACAUGUUUUAAAAUCCCGCUCACUGUGUGACACAGCUGAUGUAAACGACAUCAGACUUCCAGCUUAUCUUCAUCUUUUAAUUCUCCAGGAACUCUGGUUGCCCUUCAUUAUGUGUCAGUAAUUUUUUUCACUUCUUUUAUUUUUGUUUUAUGUCUAAUUAUACUGUCCAGUUCCAUGAAUCACUAGAGUCUUAAGCAGGACUCAUUUUGUGAUGUAUUAAUUUCGAUAUUACAAUAAAGAAGGGUCCCUCGUCAUUUCAUUUACAUUUAAAGGGGAAUAUAGCCAUUUUUGUUGUGAAAAGAGCAUCUGUUUACUAAAUAAUGACAAUUUCGCACUGAGAAUGUUUUUAAAGCAAUUUUAUCAAUGCUGUGGUUUAUUGUGUUGUAUUUAUAUAUAUAUUUUUUAAUAUGUUGAAGGCAUACUACCACUUCUUUGGUUUCCCUGAUUUACUGCCUCCAAAACUGACAUUUACUGUAUAAAAAUGUGAUGAAAGAAAAUACACUGUGAUCAUAUUGUAAUGUCUUGCUGUCCUUCAUAAGCAUAAUGCCUGUUCUGUUUGAAUCUGCACAUUGAAUUCUUGUGUUACAAUUAACACUUUAUUACAUUUACUGUAUUUAAAUGUCUAAAACUGAA
Molecule: messenger RNA, 5716 nt
Organism: Astyanax mexicanus (Mexican tetra)
Lineage: Eukaryota; Metazoa; Chordata; Actinopteri; Characiformes; Acestrorhamphidae
Gene: col20a1
Product: collagen alpha-1(XX) chain
Exons: 42
Coding region: 278-4945 (1555 amino acids)
Molecular function (GO): protein binding
Source: RefSeq, a predicted model, not a curated record